Molecule: messenger RNA, 1818 nt
Organism: Exophiala dermatitidis NIH/UT8656
Lineage: Eukaryota; Fungi; Ascomycota; Eurotiomycetes; Chaetothyriales; Herpotrichiellaceae
Exons: 3
Coding region: 65-1273 (402 amino acids)
Cellular component (GO): mitochondrion
Source: RefSeq, a predicted model, not a curated record
ACGAAUUUCAAUUGAGAGACUGGUUCAGCAACUCUUGAUCAACGCUCGUGUUCUCCUUGCAGCCAUGGCCUCGUCCCACCGUGUCUCUCGGUCCUUAUGCGACAAUCUGUCCAAGUCUUCCACGCCGCGAUACAUCUGCAGGACAUGCAGGACCCAAGGCAUCGCACCCAAUGCGCAACAAACCCGUCGACUCUCCUCCGACACGAUCUCCAGACAACAAACGGUACCAGCAACACGCAAGGCAUGGCUCGUAAGGUCUAGACUACAGUCUGGAUCUCCGGCCUCAUUCUCUACCCGGGCAGCUUCAUUGGCGGAGUCCCGGGUAACGGACGAAGACCCGGAAUAUAAAGAAGCAUACACUUGGGACGGGCUCGAACAUAUCGGCCACCAGGGCCACUGGAGAGAUCUUCCUCCCCGACCAGAAGACGAAUUUGAGCCGUGGCUUGUUCCCUCCGCGACUCCUACUCUUGAUCGAAACGAAUUUCUAGGAUAUAUAUACGUCGCAUUGAUCGAGAAGCUGCCGUAUAAGGGGCAGAACCCGGCCUUACAACAGACGGCGACGGAGCGGACUCUAGAUGAAGGCUCAGCCAUCGACGUGUCGUCGUUACAAAUCAAACUUACUACCUCGGGCGCAUUUUCUCACCUCGAGGAUAAGGCUGAGAAAGGACCUGAAGAGACUUCCACUUCCGACAAUGUCACGUCCGAAGCAACACAGGGGGGGACCAAGGCGUUUGAGAUCUCAGUGGCCGCAAUGGAGGAGCAGUUGGCCGGGGCGAAAUUCGAUUUCUCCAGCCCAUUGACUUUCGAGAUCCUCAAACGCUUCUCGCAGCUCUCAGGCUUCCGCGUGCCCGACCCAACCCUCAACGCCGUUCUGCGCGGGAACAAGACGGCUUUGGACUUCGUCGAGCUCCUAACUCAGACAUCCAAACCGAAACCCAAAACCGUGUCCGAAGCCUUAAUCGCAAAGCAAAGACAAGCUCUGCUCGGCCUAGAUGGCCAAGCGUCUACUCCCACAGCGAUCGAUGCGGCCAAAGAGGCCUCGGCGGCAAGAAAAAACAACAAGAACAGCAAGUCUCAAGUAUCGCAGCCGCUCGGUCCGAAUGUCAUGGUCCUCUCGCGUCGCGAGACCGCUGUUGACAAAGAGAAGGAACUUGGCCGAUGGAAGGUUAUUGAGCGAGAACUCCGGGCUCGAGGGCUGCCUGUCUUGGGACAUAAGGUGCUUGCGCCGCAGGGCGAGGAGUGGAACCAGGCUGCGAAACAGACGACGGCAUGAGGUAUUCAAUGGUCGGUUCGGCAAUAUCUUCGGUUUUCAGCUCGGCCAUUGCACUCACUCGAUUUGUCUUGGGUCCGCGGAAUGUUACGACUCUUGCGGGUUUACAGUUUGGUAAUCAUCCAUGAGAGUCUGACUGUGGUAUAUACAUACUGUACCAUGCAGGGUUUCUGCUCUGUGACCACCUGGAUGCCUGGUGCGCUGAGGCGAGGAGACGCUUGGUCGCCAGUCGCUGCCAGUGAUGCUCAUGAUUUGCUACAUGAGCAUUGAAAGUCAUCAUCUGCUCACUGAGUCGCCGGAUCCGUUCGGGGGCGUUGAACCAGCAAAAACUUUGUCUACGGGUUGUUGCCGAUGCCCGUCUCUUUCCAAAUCUGUUUUUGUGGCCAUUAUUGAUGUUAAGUUAUGGCCAGAGACAAAUUGUCUAGAGCAGGAAGCUCGAAAUUACGGAGGGUGUCCAAUGUACAAAUAUACAAUAUAACUUGAACACAAGAUAUAUUAUAAAAUAUUCCACCGCUAAUGCAAUGACACUACCAAUGUGGCCCAGAGCA